AUGGCGUCGAAGGGCCCCUCCGAGGAGGUCAAAACGGCGGCCGCCCUGAAGAAGAAGGCUUCAGACGUCCACGCCGUCGACCAGUCCGGAAAUGUUUACAAAGGAUUCCAAAUCUGGACGGACUUGGCUCCGUCGGUCAAGGAACAUCCGGACCUGAUGUUUGCCAAGUGCGUGGUGCAGGCCGGAUCGGGCAAGGGAAGCUUGACGUGCGUGCAGAUUGAUCCGCCUGGGUUCGACGAGCCGUUCGAGGUCCCACAGGCGAAUGCGUGGAACGUGAACAGCCAGAUCGACCCCAUGACUUACGGAGACAUUGGCAUGUUGCCACACACCAACAUCCCCUGCGUCCUCGAUUUCCUCAAGGUCCGUUUCAUGAAGAACCAGAUCUACACGACAGCUGACCCUCUCGUCGUCGCCAUCAACCCUUUCCGCGAUCUCGGCAACACCACCCUCGACUGGAUUGUGAAGUACAGAGACACCUUUGACCUCACGAAACUCGCGCCGCACGUCUUCUACACCGCGAGACGCGCUCUCGAUAACCUCCACGCUGUCAACAAAUCCCAAACCAUCAUUGUCUCCGGUGAAUCGGGUGCGGGAAAGACCGAGGCGACGAAACAGAUUAUGAGAUACUUUGCGGCGGCGAAGUCCGGUACGAUGGAUUUGCGUAUUCAGAACGCGAUUAUGGCUGCCAAUCCGGUUCUUGAGGCGUUUGGAAAUGCCAAGACGAUUCGUAACAACAACUCGUCGCGUUUCGGCCGUUUCAUGCAGUUGGACGUGGGCCGCGAGGGAGGCAUCAAGUACGGUUCCGUGGUGGCUUUCUUGCUGGAGAAGUCGCGCGUGCUGACGCAGGACGAGCAGGAGCGGUCCUACCACAUUUUUUACCAGAUGUGCAAGGGUUCGGACGCAGCGAUGAAGCAGCGUUUCCACAUUCUCCCGCUGACAGAGUACAAGUACAUCAACCCGUUGUGCCUGGACGCGCCGGGGAUUGACGACGUCGCGGAGUUCCAGGAGGUUUGCGAGUCUUUCCGGUCGAUGAACCUCACGGAAGACGAAGUGGCGAGCGUGUGGAGCAUCGUCAGCGGCGUGUUGCUGCUCGGCAACGUGGAGGUGACGGCGACGAAGGACGGCGGCAUCGAUGACGCGGCGGCGAUUGAAGGCGCCAGCCUCGAGGUCUUCAACAAGGCUUGCCAGCUGCUCUUCCUGGACGCCCAGCGGGUCCGCGAGGAGCUUACGAUUAAGAUUUCCUACGCCGGCGGACAGCAAAUCAAGGGCCGCUGGAAGCAGGAGGACGGCGACAUGCUCAAGUCUUCGCUCGCCAAGGCCAUGUACGACAAGCUGUUCAUGUGGAUCAUUGCGGGGCUGAACCGCAACAUCAAGCCUCCCGGAGACUUCAAGGUGUUUAUGGGAAUGCUUGACAUCUUCGGGUUUGAGGUCUUCAAGAACAACUCGCUGGAGCAGUUCUUCAUCAACAUCACCAACGAAAUGCUGCAAAAGAACUUUGUCGACAUCGUCUUUGACCGCGAGAGCAAGCUGUACCGCGACGAAGGUAUCUCCUCCAAAGAGCUGGUUUUCACCUCGAACGCGGAAGUCAUCAAGAUCCUGACAGCGAAGAACGGCUCGGUCCUCUCUGCUCUCGAAGAUCAGUGCCUCGCCCCUGGCGGCUCGGACGAAAAGUUCCUCUCCAACUGCAAAAACACCCUCAAAGGCACCAACAAGUUCAAGCCUGCGAAGGUAUGCCCGAACAUCAACUUCCUCAUCGCCCACACCGUCGGAGACAUCCAGUACAACGCCGAAGGUUUCCUCUUCAAGAACAAGGACGUGCUUCGCGCAGAAAUCAUGGAAAUCGUCCAGCAAAGCAGCAACCCCGUCGUCGCGCAACUCUUCGCCGGCAUUGUCAUGGAGAAGGGCAAAAUGGCCAAGGGCCAACUCAUUGGUUCCCAGUUCCUCACGCAACUCCAAAGCCUCAUGGAACUCAUCAACAGCACCGAGCCUCACUUCAUCCGUUGCAUCAAGCCCAACGACACGAAGAAACCCCUUGACUGGGUGCCGUCCAAGAUGCUCAUUCAGCUGCACGCUCUUUCCGUCCUCGAAGCGCUUCAGCUGCGUCAGCUUGGCUACUCCUACAGGCGACCGUUCAAGGAGUUUCUGUACCAGUUCAAGUUCAUCGAUCUCGCCGCGUCGGAAAACCCCAACCUUGACCCCAAGGAGGCAGCGCAGAGACUCAUCACCUCUAGCAAACUCCCGCGCGAGGAAUACGAGAUUGGAAAGACGAUGGUUUUCCUCAAGCAGACUGGUGCAAAGGAACUGACGCAAAUCCAGAGAGACUGCCUGAGCGCAUGGGAACCGGUCGUCUCCGUCCUCGAGGCGUUCUACGUCCGACAGCGCAACAAGAAACAGCUCAUGAAGAGAGCCCCGUUCAUCAUCCGAGCCCAGGCGCACAUCCGAAGACACUUGGUGGACAACAACGUCAGCCCCGCGACUGUCCAGGCGGCGUUCUAA
Messenger RNA from Neospora caninum, 2496 nucleotides. RefSeq lists its product as hypothetical. Lineage: Eukaryota; Apicomplexa; Conoidasida; Eucoccidiorida; Sarcocystidae. The record is from RefSeq and is a predicted model, not a curated record. Gene Ontology annotation, biological process: actin filament organization; vesicle transport along actin filament. Gene Ontology annotation, molecular function: ATP binding; actin filament binding; microfilament motor activity. The transcript is spliced from 7 exons. Gene Ontology annotation, cellular component: vesicle; actin cytoskeleton; cytoplasm. The coding region runs from base 1 to 2496 and encodes 831 amino acids.